This is a messenger RNA of Clupea harengus (Atlantic herring), 3552 nucleotides long. RefSeq names its product serine/threonine kinase 32A (gene stk32a). The transcript is spliced from 13 exons. Lineage: Eukaryota; Metazoa; Chordata; Actinopteri; Clupeiformes; Clupeidae. The record is from RefSeq and is a predicted model, not a curated record. Gene Ontology annotation, biological process: protein phosphorylation; G protein-coupled receptor signaling pathway; regulation of signal transduction. Bases 718 to 1938 code for a protein of 406 amino acids. Gene Ontology annotation, molecular function: ATP binding; G protein-coupled receptor kinase activity; G protein-coupled receptor binding.
UGUAGAGAAAAUUAUCUUAAUCCAUAGUUAUUGUAGGUUAUGCAUUACUUAUAGCAUAUAGGCUACGCAACCUAUCAUGAAAUUCUACAAUAGUAUAGACAUUAAAAGCUGGGAUAUGCACUGGAUGAUUUUCUGUUUCUUUUACUCUCCAUUUCACCCAAUAAGCAUCCGAAAUCAGGCAAGUACGCCACUGUGCCUUGAUGUGGGCUACGCUUAACAAAUUAGACUCCCCUGAAUGGCUUUGCACUCCCCUGCGUUGCCAAAUUCUGAGUGACUUUGAGCACACGCAGUGUACAGCAGUCGGGGGAUACGACUCCAUCCAUCACAGGCUAGCGUAGUCGUCAGCUCUUUCACCAUCUGCCUAUCUUGCGCAUAACACUAACGUUUGGCGUAGUGUUUUUCGAGGUUGCAAUCAUUUUGUGCAAACAGUUCACGAAAUUCGAGAACUCGCAUCUCACUCACGUUACAGUCGAUGCCAACCGUGCAUCUCUCACCAGCAGCCAGUCCCCGCUGCUCUCCCGUGGCAGGUGUCCCGAGGCUAACGUGCAAGGAUGUUAGUUCUGUUCAGUGUGUGAGCUUUGGACGUCCAACUCGAAAGUAUCUGCAUUAAACGGUAGAUUGGACGUGGAACACCAGAGGAGUGUCUUGCUGGCUAUGUCUCAGGCUCUGGGACCGAGUACUCCAUGGUGAACUGAGGGACUACGGGCACAUACAGUCAUGGGGCUCGGGCAGUCCAGCAAGGCGCCCACGGCAGAGGACACUGAGGAGGUCAACUUUGAUCACUUCCAGAUCCUUAGAGCCAUUGGGAAAGGAAGCUUUGGAAAGGUCUGCAUAGUGCAGAAGAAGGACACGAAGAAAAUGUACGCCAUGAAGUACAUGAACAAACUCCAGUGUGUGGAGAGGAACGAGGUGCGUAAUGUCUUCAAAGAGCUGCAGAUCAUGCAAAACCUGGAGCACCCUUUCCUGGUCAACUUCUGGUACUCGUUCCAGGACGAGGAGGACAUGUUUAUGGUGGUGGACCUGCUGCUGGGGGGCGACCUGCGCUACCACCUCCAGCAGAACGUGCACUUCUCCGAGGCCACCGUCAAGCUGUACGUCUGCGAGAUCGCCCUGGCGCUCCACUACCUGCGCAACAAGCGCAUCAUCCACAGAGACAUCAAACCAGACAACAUCCUACUGGACGAACACGGUCAUGUCCAUCUGACAGACUUUAAUAUAGCCGCGGUGGUGAAGGAAGACCUAAAAGCCUGCUCCAUUGCCGGAACAAAGCCAUACAUGGCCCCUGAGCUCUUUCAGCCUGUCGAGGGGACUCAUCCAGGAUACUCCUUCUCAGUGGACUGGUGGUCGCUGGGCAUCACAGCCUAUGAGCUUCUCAGAGGACAGAGACCCUACGUGAUGCGCUCCAGUACGCCGGCCAAUGAGAUCAUGCAGACCUUCCACAAGGUCCACCCCAGCUACCCCGCAGCGUGGUCCACAGAGAUGAAGUCUGUGCUCAGACAGCUAAUGUGUAUCGACGCGGCCAAACGGAUCUCCAGCCUCCCCGAGCUCCAGGAAAUGGACUACCUCUCCGACGUCAACUGGGAUGCCGUCCUCAGCAAACAGAUAUCCCCAGGAUUCAUCCCCAAUAGGCGGCGUCUGAACUGUGACCCCACCUUUGAGCUGGAGGAGAUGAUCCUGGAGUCCAAGCCACUGCACAAGAAGAAGAAGAGGCUGGCCAGGAAGACCAGGGACAACGGCUCCGAUGGAUCCCCACAGAACGGGCAGCUCCAGCAGCGGCUGGAUAACGUGGAGAGAGAUUUCAUCAUCUUCAACAGGGAGAAGCUGAAGAGAGCCAAGACGGACACUGAGGAGAGCGAGCUGCACAUGAAGGAGAAGGCGGCCAUCGAGGAUGGACAGAACAACAACGUCGACCCCCCUGCGGCGUGCGUGUCUGGAUAGUCUCCAGACCAGCAGGGGGAGCUGUUUUCUCUCGGGCUGGGCCACACCCUGUAGUUUGGCACAUCUUUCCUCCUCCUCCCUAACCCCGUUGAGCACUCAACACACACACACACACACUUUUCUUUUCAUAUGGAGCGUCCCCACUAGAGACUCCACACACACACACACACACACAUAUGUCGUGAGGAGUGAAGAGACACUGAUGUUGUGCGAGACCCUGGACUAGGGCACAUCGAGCCUUUUACGUCCAACCUCUCUUUCCUCCUCUUCUUCUUCUGGAUCAAGGGGCUGAGCCAGCUAGGACUAGUGUAGCGGUAGCCAGCGGGUACAGUGCUGUUCAUUGAGGAAAUUUCACCUCCUGACACCUUAAGAGCCAUGCUAGCGACAGACGCUAGCGACAGACGCUAGCACCCAUGGGUUUUAGCCCGAGAUUGCAAGUUCGAGUCCGGCGCGGGACUGUCCUUGUCCACACAACAACACAGGUUACAUUAGCAUGCCAACGCCUCUCUCCUUGCCUAUUUUUGCGUUCUGGAAAUCAGCCUUCCCAGCAGCCUGACAACCAUGGUUAAUCCAGCCUGUGCAUAAACACACACACACAGAGACACACACACAGACACACACAGACACACACAGACACACACACAUCUGGCGCAGUAAUCAUUUGAUGGGAAGAUGAAAAGAGUUAAACCCUUGAGGAAGCGCCUGUGCAGCCAUGGUGGUCUGUAAAUACUGUGAACAUUGUCUCCUGACAUUCUCCCGCGGCCCCCCAGAAGACAGUCUACACCGGUGGCUGGGGACGAGAUGAAGUGGACAUGUGAGUGGUGUGUGUUCCAGAAAAGGAACACGUGAAUUAAUUCAUGAAGUAAUGGGCCUUAAUGUGCCUCAAACCCUUAUAGAAGCGGCUCACACACAGUUUCUACAGUUGAGUGUGUCUUUCUCUGUGUAUGGUAAUGUUUUACUACCCCAACCUUAGACAGAUAUAACCAUGUCAUAAACAUGUCAUUACAGAUGGCAUACAUUGUCAUAGUCCAUGCCCAGUAGUAUAUCUCAGUCAUGUUACCUAUAUUGGUCAAGACAACUUUUAGAAAUAAUAUAUGCUAUUGUAGCUUAAAAGCUGUCAUGUCACUUUCCGCGUCCCUGUCAUCUCAUUGGAUAUCAGCUGUUAUCAUGACCAAUGACAGGAUAUGGUAUCAGCUAUGACAUGUUUACAACAAGGUUAUGUCACUUGUAUGAUAGUGCGUUCAAGUAAAGUAUUGCUGACUUUUACAUCUCUUGCAUUUGACCCAAAUGCAGACUCUGAGGGCUAGUUGCCGCCCUCCCCUCCCCUUUUGAGGUUUUCGUGUUGCCUUAUGCCUCUGAAAGGCAUGCAAUAUACUAACCCAGAGACUUAGUCACGUGCUGUCCAUACACGCCCUGCAGUUACGUGCGCACUUUAGACAAGAGCUUUAGCAUUGAGGCCACUGUAGUGCUUUAUUCCACAGAAGGUAAGCUAGUAACCCAAGUCCAUACAUUGCCAGUCACUUUGUAUUGAACUUGUUUAUUUAUGUACUUUAUGUUUAAGGAUCUUCAAAAGUGAAUUCACUGAAGGAAAUACAUGUUAAUUAGAGAAGAGUU